Messenger RNA from Tetrahymena thermophila SB210, 2766 nucleotides. RefSeq names its product cyclic nucleotide-binding domain protein. The transcript has 2 exons. NCBI's taxonomy places the organism in Eukaryota, Ciliophora, Oligohymenophorea, Hymenostomatida, Tetrahymenidae. Gene Ontology annotation, molecular function: nucleic acid binding; zinc ion binding. The record is from RefSeq and is a predicted model, not a curated record.
AUGAAAUACAUGAUAGAUCUUCUGAGAUUAGUUUUUAUAAUUGGAUGCGUUUGCCAUGUAUUUUGUCUUUUUUGGUAUGGCAUAGCUGUUUACGAAAUGAAUUUAGGCAAAAAUAACACUUGGCUUCAUGCUAAAGGACUAGUAGAGGAGGAUAACAUACUAAUCAAAUACAUAUAUUCAUUUUAUUUUCUAUCAGUAACUAUGAGCACUGUCGGUUAUGGCGAUAUUACCCCUCAAAAUCCUGCCGAAAUGACAUUCACAAUCAUAACGAUGUUUGUAACAGGGUUUUUUUGGGCUUAUUCAUUAAAUAGAAUAGGUAAAAUAAUACAAAACUCUGAAAAAGAAGACAAGGCAUACAGAGAAAACAUGCAAAUAAUUCACACUUUUAUGCGUGAAGAAAAUGUUGAUUCUGAUUUGAGAGCUAAAGUAUCAAAUUAUUUGAAGUAUUAUUACAAGGAAUCAAACGAGGUAAAGAAAAACUAAGAAUAAAUAAUUAUAAAUUAACUUUCAGAUUAAUUGAAAAAUGAUUUGAUGAAAAAUGUAAGAGGGAAGUAUUUGAAAGACAUUCCAUUUAUUUCUUAGCUAAAGACUUAAAAUAAACUUAUUUCCAUUAUGAAGGAAAUGCUUUUUUCUCCUGGUGAAUACAUUUUUCACUAAGACGAAGUUAACGAUUGUUCUUUGUUCUUUUUAGUCAAAGGAGAAGUAGAAAUUAUUCAAGAAACUUCGCAAAAAAAGUAGGAAGGAUAGAUUUUAGUCAAAAAAUUACAAAAAUCAAGCUAUUUUGGAGAGAUCGCUUUUAUUACUGGAGGGAGCAGAAGUUCAUCAGCAAGAGCUAUUGAUUUUUGUGUUGUUUAUAAAAUGGAAAGAUUAAAAUUUCUUGAAAUAGUUAAAGAAAGCAAUGAUGAUUAUGAAACAUUUUGCAUGAUAAAAGAAGCUUUGCUCUUCAAAAGCAGCUACAAUCUAAUUCAAUCAAAAUGUUUUUCUUGUGGUGACAAAUCUCAUCUCAUACAAGAAUGCAAUAAAAUUCAUUUUACAGUAUCAAAAAGAUUAAUAGCUGCUAAGGCUUUCAGAUCAGUUGCUAUAAAGCAAAGAUAUCCCAUUUAAAGAAGGAAUAAAAAAUACAGUGCACUUAAUAAUAUCGAUUACUGCUUAAAUGAUGCCUAUAAAAUAUUAAAUGACCAAAUAUUUAGCGAAAGCUUGGAAAGUUCUUAUAUAGAUGAACAGACUAUGGAGCAGCUAUAAAGGUUAAAAACAAAUUAAAAAUAUAGCUUUUUAAGUAAUAAAAAAGUUUAAACUUUCUUAGAGGAUAGAAAGAUUUCUAUUAACACGUCUGAUCUACUAGCCGCGCCAUAGAUUUAAACGAUGUAUUUUGAGUAGAACUAAAAAUAAUAGCAUGAUGAAUCUAGUCAUAAUGACUAAUAUACAGGAUCUUAAGGGGGAAGCAUCUUUAAUUAAUCUGAAAAAGAAAAGCCAUCAAACCACAACUCUUAGUUAAAACAGAAGUCUCCUAUUUCAUCAGAUAAUUUAGAAUCAUUUACUGCUGCUGCUGAUGAAAAUCCUACUAUUUUAUUUAAGAGUUCGCAAGAUAUACAAAAACCACAGCAUCAAUAAGAAAUAUAAUAAAAAUAAUAAUAAUAAUAAGUUGAUUGCGAUCAUAGUGAAUUGUAAAAAAUAAUUGGAUAAAACAAUAAAGUGUUGAAUACAGAUGAUGUAGUUCUUAUCGAUGUGAACUAAUUAAAUGACUCCAAACCUUAAAUAAUUACAUAGAAAUAACAAUCUAAUAUGAAAUAAUAUUCCAAAAAUUUAACUGGAUGCUAAAGCAACAGGCAAGCAAUAAAAAGAAUAACUUUUAAAAAAGACGAAUUACCUAAAAAAAACUCAAUCGCCUCAGAAGAUUUGAUACCAAGCAGUGAAUUAAUUUAGCCUAUUUACGUUUAAAAUUCAAAUUUUGCUAGCAUCAAAAACUUCAAGACAAAUACAAUUGAAGAUUCUGAUAUCUAAGAGACUUCAGACACUGAUACUAAUAAUUUUAAAAUAAAAGCUCAAAGAUAUUUUCAGUAAAUAAAAUGCUAAAAUAUGGUUUAAAAAUAGCAAAAAUGCAGCUUUAGUUAGUAUUAAAAUACAAGCAGCAGUUCUUAAAAGAAAAUACCUCUACCAGACUAAUAUAUAUAAAUUUAAUCGCAAUUUAAUAUCUUAGAAGACUACAGUAGACAAUCAAAUUAGAUUUUAGAAAGCACAGAUAAAUCUAACAAUUAAGAUCAUUUUAGAAAGUAGCUAUUUGAGUAGCAAAUCAGUAAAUAUCCAACUAUCGAUUAGCAAAAAUACAAGCGUCCUGAAAGAAGAAAGAGCACAAUUACCUAAGAAACUAAUUUUUAAAGCUUUUACCCUAAUUAAAAGAAUUUAGAGUAAUUUGUUAUACGUUCUUAAGUAUUUGAAAACCAAUAUUUCGAGCGAAUUCAGUAAAAAUAGCUCAAAUAUUCUCCUGAAAUUUAUGAAUAAAAAUAAUCUAAAAUCUUAGAUUUCAUCCAAUAGUUCGAAUGGGAGUUUUUAGAAAUGCAGCUAUUCGAUAAAAUUAAAAAUUUUUAGUAUUACUAUCCUACAUUUAAUUUUAAUAAUGUCAUUAAAAAAAUCAAAUAGUAGCAGCAACCAAGAAGAACUAUACACUCCAAAAGGAAAAUCCGUGCUUGUCUUAUCAACGGACAAAGAAGAAAGCCAAUCUUUGACAAAAAUGGCCUAGGAAACUAAAAUAUUUUUUAAAAUAACUGA